Capsella rubella is the source of this 363-nucleotide messenger RNA. RefSeq names its product putative defensin-like protein 298. The transcript has 2 exons. The record is from RefSeq and is a predicted model, not a curated record. The coding region runs from base 46 to 363 and encodes 105 amino acids. Lineage: Eukaryota; Viridiplantae; Streptophyta; Magnoliopsida; Brassicales; Brassicaceae.
AUAAGUUUUUAAAAAUCAUCAAACACGAAAUUUCAAGUUAAGGAUAUGAUGGCAUCAAAGGCAACACUUCUCAUUUUAUUCGCUAUUGUUCUUUCAUACACUUUGUUGGUGAGCAUUCCUCAAGCUGAAGCUCAGUUGAUUGUUCCAUGCAAGACAUCAGAACAAUGUAAAUCGAUUCGAUGUUCAACUGGAAGCGCGCAAUGUGUGAACAAACAAUGCCAAUGUCCAAGCCUCAGACAGAUUUAUUCGAUGAAGGCUAACACUAAUGUGUCGUGCAAGACGGCUUCUGAUUGUGAUGCUUCUCAUUUAUGCCCGGAUGGUUUAUAUGCUUGCAAUAAAGGAAAAUGUAUUUGUUUGCCUUAG